This is a messenger RNA of Panicum virgatum (switchgrass), 731 nucleotides long. RefSeq lists its product as uncharacterized. The record is from RefSeq and is a predicted model, not a curated record. The transcript is spliced from 2 exons. NCBI's taxonomy places the organism in Eukaryota, Viridiplantae, Streptophyta, Magnoliopsida, Poales, Poaceae. Bases 42 to 572 code for a protein of 176 amino acids.
GGCCAGCAACAGGCUCUCCCCCCUCUCCCCGCGACGUGGAGAUGCAGGAUCCGCCCCGCGACGAAGGGGCGGCGGACGUUGAGGUCAGGUCCCUCGAGGUCCCGCCCAUCAAGGUGGUCAGGACCACGGAGGUCCCAGCCAUCGAGGCAGAGAGGACUUGGGCCGAGCCCACCGAGGGGGUCAGGCCCCCGCCGGCGAAGGAGGAGGCAGAGGAGGGCGAGUCGCUCGGCAGCCACAUGGUCGAGUACGCCAAGCUGACCCAUGAAUGGGUUGAGGCUCUGGUGGAGCUAUCAGAGCAGACCGCCCAGGAGCUGGCCGAGGGGAGCACCACCAUCAGUCGGGUGGCAGGGCUUGAGGCCAGGGUGGCCGAGCUGGAGGCACGGGACCGCCAGUUGGAGGCCGACAAGGUGAAGGCCGAGGAUGCUCUAUGCAAGGAGAAGCGCGGUAAGGAGUCGGAUCGAUGUCUACCGAGUCCUUUUCACACUGUUUUGUCUCUGACUUGCUUUUUGUUUAGAGCUGGAGGCCUACACCAAGGCCAACGAAGUGCUGCAGAAGUUCCGGGAUGUGGUUGAGGCGCGGGAUGCCGCCACAGAGGAGAAGCUUCGCCUGGAGCAGUAGGCUCGGCGUGGUACGGUCCGGAAAUCAUACUGCUAUGUGCUUUCUGUCGUUUUCUUUGGCUUGGGAUGACCCUGUCGGGUGCUUUUUGCAGAAGCGGAGGAACAAACGGUACA